Molecule: messenger RNA, 318 nt
Organism: Knipowitschia caucasica
Lineage: Eukaryota; Metazoa; Chordata; Actinopteri; Gobiiformes; Gobiidae
Source: the annotation of a GenBank genome assembly
AUGGCCCCGGUGCGAUGCGUGGGUCCCAUAGCGGCAGCAGAGGACGUAAAACACUGGAAGAAAAUGACCGUCUCCUCACGGAUCUGUGCCCGGUCUCAGCCUCGUCAGAGCGGCCGCAGCAGCGGCAGAGCAGGCAUCUCGCGCUCCAUCGCGUUUGGCUUCGCUCUUGGCACGGUGCUGGCUCGGUUUGGCACGGCACACACCCCCCACCCCCCUCCCCUUCCACCCGGGCUACUCUUUUGCUCACGGAUGCUCCAUAGUGGUCGUGGGCAGUGGUCGCCUGUGCUCCCGGUGAGGAUGGAGAGGCUGGCGGUGUGA